Molecule: messenger RNA, 1734 nt
Organism: Ipomoea triloba (trilobed morning glory)
Lineage: Eukaryota; Viridiplantae; Streptophyta; Magnoliopsida; Solanales; Convolvulaceae
Product: protein PECTIC ARABINOGALACTAN SYNTHESIS-RELATED-like
Exons: 11
Coding region: 16-1605 (529 amino acids)
Source: RefSeq, a predicted model, not a curated record
UGCACGCACGUACUCAUGCCGCCGGACCUCCGCCACUGUAGCUCUGUGGGAAACCGAGCUGCGGCGAACAGCUUCUCCGCCGUCGUCGAUGGCUACCGUGGCCGCCACCGAGAACGCCUCCGUUGCUUCUGUAUCGCCGACGAAUCGGGGUCUCAUCACCUUCGGAAAUACAAGAUGAUUGUGUCGUUUUUACUCCUUUUCGUAAUGGUUUCAGCGGUUUCAGUUUUCAACCGAUUUAAUAAUACACCCUAUUUAUGCAACAAGGAAGGCAUGACUCUUCAUUGUCCACGGGUUAAGGAGCCUCCUUCAUUAUGGGAGAAUCCUUAUUCUGCCACAACUUCAUGGAAGGCUUGUGCUGAACGACGUGAGGGCAUAACUUCAGAUCUUCCUUCCGAAAAUGAAACAAAUGGAUACAUAUAUAUAGUUGCUGAGGGUGGUUUAAACCAGCAGAGAAUUGCUAUAUGCAAUGCUGUUGCAGUGGCAAAGCUAAUGAAUACUACCCUUAUUUUGCCAGUGUUAAAACAAGAUCGGAUAUGGCAAGACCCAACUGAGUUUGAGGACAUAUUUGAUGUUGAUCAUUUUAUUGACUAUUUAAAGGACGACGUGCGAAUUGUUCGUGAUAUACCCAGUUGGUUUAUUGACAUACCAGAAUUGUUAGGAGACAUAAGGCGUACAGUAAAGAACAUUCCCAAAUAUGCUUCAGCACAGUUUUAUCUGGAUAAUGUUUUGCCAAGAAUAAAGGAGAAGAAGAUAAUGAUGUUGAAACCGUUUGUUGAUCGACUUGGGUACAAUAAUGUUCGUCCUGAGAUAAACAGGUUGAGGUGCAGGGUGAACUAUCAUGCUCUGAAAUUUCUUCCAGAGAUUGAGCAAAUGGCUGAUCAAUUGGUCUCAAGGAUGAGAAACCGCAACGGCAGCUCAAAUCCUUUCAUGGCACUACAUUUAAGGUUUGAGAAGGGGAUGGUGGGCUUAUCAUUCUGUGAUUUCGGGGGAACAAGGGUGGAGAAGACUCUCAUGGCUGAAUAUAGAAAGAAUGAAUGGCCUGAACGAUUCAAGGAUGGCUCACAUUUGUGGCAAUUGGCACUGCAGAAGAGGAAGGAGGGGUGGUGCCCUCUCGAGCCGGGUGAAGUUGCACUUUUGCUUCGAGCAAUGGGGUAUCCUAAAGAAACUCAAAUAUAUGUUGCUUCUGGCGAGGUGUAUGGGGGAGAAAACAGCAUGGCGCCACUCAAAAACAUGUUCCCCAAUCUUGUUAGAAAGGAGGAAUUAGCAACAAAAGAGGAGUUGGAUGGUUUGAGGAAACAUAUGACAAUGUUGGCAGCCCUAGACUUCCUGGUUUGCCUGAAAUCAGAUGUUUUUGUGAUGACACAUGGAGGGAACUUUGCGAAACUGGUAAUUGGGUAUAGAAGGUACAUGGGUCACACCCAGAAAUCUAUUAAACCAGACAAGAAUCUCAUGUCCAAAUUCUUAGGUGACCCAUACAUGGGAUGGGCUACCCUAAAAGAUGAUGUUGUGAUUAGUCACAGGACAAGGACUGGAUUGCCUGAACAAACCUUCCCAAACUAUGAUAUAUGGGAGAACCCUUUGACUCCUUGCAUGUGCAAAGCCUGAUUCCACAACUUCAUCAACAUCAUACAAACAAACGAGGAUACCACAAUUUGAAAGUGUAAAUAUAAAAAUCAUAGUUAGAUAGUGUUUGGUUUGCAAUUUUUUAAAAUACAAUUAUGGAAUUUGAUUACU